GGUUGUCCUUAGCGUCGAGCAGGAUAACAAUCCACGAUAGUCCCAACAGAAAUUGAAGCCCAUUUAUUUUCCCAAUGGAGACGAGAUCGAUGGCCAGAGCACGAAGGGCGAGGGAAGCCGCUGAGGCAGCUGUCAAGGCCAGUACUACAAUCAACAAUUUACCGGACGAUUGUCUAUUCCACAUAUUCGGUUUUUUACCUUUGGAGGAUCGUUUUCGAUCAACAGCAGUAUGCAAACGUUGGAGAGAUUUUGGGUCCGAUUCUUGGCACAACCUCCAAAAACUCGAUCUGAUCAGUCUCGAGAAGUCAAAGCAUCCGUUGUCUUUCGCACCUAGAAACAGACCUAGGCGCAAUCGGUUCUACAGAUACUAUCGUGAUGAUGAUGACGCUGAUGAUGAAGAGGAUAGCUAUGAGGAUGAUGAGAAUACCCGCGUGAGGUUCACGAUAAAGUACCCAAAAUUGAUGACACUUUGUGGAGGAUUCGUAAAAAUCCUGAUGCUCCCAGUCCCAAGCCGUUUCGAUAUCAUUCGAGAGGCCUCCGAGACAAGUCGAAAUCUGAAGAGAAUUGUCAUUCGUUUUGAAAAUUUUCGCGACAAGGGGAGACAGAGCAAACACCUGGGGCGAUUGUUUGCGAAGAACAGAGGGACACUACGAAGCGUGAUAAUUGAUAACAUGCAGGAUUUUUCGGUAUAUACUGGAUGUCUUCUUGAAUUACCCAAGAAGUUGGUGGAGCUACAAUUGUGGGGGUACAAGGCUCAUUAUGCACGUUACGCAGAAAGCGCGCGCACACCAUAUUUUAAUCGUUUUGUUCCAGCACUGAAAAGACUGAAGAAUUUGGAAAUCCUAGUAUUGAACGGCCUUCAAAUUUCCGGAGAUCAACUUGCAAUGAUUGGGAACUUCGAUAAUUUGCGAUAUCUCGAGAUUUUUAGGAGCACCCCUAGCAGGCCAGUUCCCUUCGAGAUACAGGCAAUCGCAAGUCGCCAUAAACUGGAGUAUCUCUCACUGCAGAAUGUGAAGAAUAUGACCGCUGGUUGGUUCGCAGAUCUCGUGAGGAAUAAUCCAGACUUGAAGCAUUUGAAAUUGCAGACUUGCGCAUUGCGACCGGAAUUCAUUCAGCAAUUAUUCGCAUUGUCUAAACUGGAGACUCUGAGCCUGACCUAUCUGCAUAUCGCGCCCGAGUCCCUCGAUCUGACGGGAUUUCCCAAUCUCCAGAAAUUCGUCUGCACCACCGCUGGGGAUCAGGCGGUCAUCAUACUGCUGGAGACAGCAUUAAACCUCAAGUUGAUCAAUCUGAGCAAAUCUGAAGGAGUGACACCCCUAGUGCUGCAUAAAGCUCACGUAGUCACCAGUACUCGCACGAAUAAUGUGCCUCUUCACGUUGUCGUCGAGAGCUAUGUUCUCAGGGAAUGGCAGAAGCCAACUAGGCCGUCCCCACUUCUCACUGUGGAACACUCAUACGAUUUCGAAGAGCGCACUCGUUAUGGAUAUGAAUGCAACGAAGAGGAAUUGUUUUAUUGAGAGACAAGUGCUGAGAGAAUUGUAAAAUAAUUGUUGUGAUACAAAAAAAUCUCGAUGAUGUUUUGGGUAAUUUAAAUAAUUGUCUCUUGUCUUAGUUUUGAGGCUU
Diachasma alloeum is the source of this 1623-nucleotide messenger RNA. RefSeq lists its product as uncharacterized. Gene Ontology annotation, molecular function: protein binding. The record is from RefSeq and is a predicted model, not a curated record. The transcript is spliced from 5 exons. Bases 75 to 1517 code for a protein of 480 amino acids. NCBI's taxonomy places the organism in Eukaryota, Metazoa, Arthropoda, Insecta, Hymenoptera, Braconidae.